Molecule: messenger RNA, 820 nt
Organism: Sinocyclocheilus grahami
Lineage: Eukaryota; Metazoa; Chordata; Actinopteri; Cypriniformes; Cyprinidae
Product: caspase-8-like
Exons: 6
Coding region: 140-820 (226 amino acids)
Biological process (GO): regulation of apoptotic process
Molecular function (GO): protein binding
Source: RefSeq, a predicted model, not a curated record
AAUUGAAAAGCUAGAGCUGAAACAGAAAGCAAGACGCGUUGGAAACGCAGUGUCUUUAGCAUGUCGGUCGCACUCUCUUGAUUUUGUUUCUACGACAGUUACGAUUUUAUUUCAGUUGGAUGUUGUAAAUAUAGAGAAUAUGGAUCCUCAUAAGUUUCACAAGAUUGAUGAGAACCUGACAUGUAGUGAAGUGGCCCAGCUGAAGUUUCUGUGCAUGGACCUAAUUCCCAAGAAACGUUUGGAGACCGUGACUGAUGCCAAAGAACUGUUCCUGAGACUGGAAGAGCAAGCACUGCUUGAUGAUGGGUUACUCAUCCCCGAGCUUCUGAUCACUAUUGGCCACCUUGACUUGCUUGGCAUCCUGGAAAUGUCCAAAGAUGAUGUGGAAAGAAAUCUGCUACAACGUGACAUGUCUAGUAAAGGUGUCUCAGACUACAGAAAAAUGCUAUUUAGAAUAUCUGAGGACAUGACAGAAGAAAACCUUCGCGCAGUGAAAUUCCUUGUGGAACUUCCGAGGUCAAAACUAGGAACGUCUGCUACAUUUCUAGAUGUUAUGAUUGAGAUGGAAAAGCUACAGAAGCUUGGGGAAGACAACCUGGAUGAACUUUACAAUGUUUUAGACAAAUGUGACAAACAGCUGGCCUGCAGGAUAGAGGAGUACAGGGCCCGGGAACAAGGAGGCAGACUUCCUCUACGGGAAAUGUUUGGUAAUGAGCAAGUUUCCUUACCUGUUGAAAAUAUGCUAAGAUAUCAAAUGGAGACAGGAAAUGGAUGUAAGUUAUACUCUCAUACAAACUUUCAAGACAUUACUGAACAUUAA